AUGAAGCAAACGAAGGCGGAAUAUCUAUCUAUCUAUCUAUCUAUCUAUCUAUCUAUCUAUCUAUCUAUCUAUCUAUCUAUCUAUCUAUGCCUAUUCAUAUGUAUGUAUGUAUGUAUGUAUGUAUCUAUCUAUCUAUCUAUCUAUGCCUAUUCAUAUGUAUGUAUGUAUGUAUCUAUCUUUCUGUCUAUCUAUGUUUAUUCAUAUUAUCAAUGUUUCCAUCUAUAUAUCUGUGUCUACUCACAAUAUCUAUCUAUCUAUCUAUCUAUCUAUCUAUCUAUCUAUCUAUCUAUCUAUCUAUGCUUAUUCAUAUCUAUCUAUCUAUCUAUCUAUCUAUCUAUCUAUCUAUCUAUCUAUCUAUCUAUCUAUGCCUAUUCAUAUUCAUGUAUGUAUGUAUGUAUGUAUGUAUCUAUCUAUCUAUCUAUGCCUAUUCAUAUGUAUGUAUGUAUGUAUGUAUGUAUGUAUCUAUCUAUCUAUCUAUGCCUAUUCAUAUGUAUGUAUCUAUCUAUCUAUCUAUCUAUCUAUCUAUCUAUCUAUCUAUCUAUCUAUCUAUCUAUGUCUAUUCAUAUUAUCAAUGUUUCCAUCUAUAUAUCUGUAUCUACUCACAUUAUCUAUCUAUAA
Acanthosepion pharaonis is the source of this 618-nucleotide messenger RNA. The record is from the annotation of a GenBank genome assembly. NCBI's taxonomy places the organism in Eukaryota, Metazoa, Mollusca, Cephalopoda, Sepiida, Sepiidae.